Messenger RNA from Drosophila mojavensis, 910 nucleotides. It is a transcript of the gene Dpm1, whose product is annotated as dolichol-phosphate mannosyltransferase subunit 1. Gene Ontology annotation, biological process: GPI anchor biosynthetic process; protein O-linked glycosylation via mannose. NCBI's taxonomy places the organism in Eukaryota, Metazoa, Arthropoda, Insecta, Diptera, Drosophilidae. Gene Ontology annotation, molecular function: dolichyl-phosphate beta-D-mannosyltransferase activity. The transcript is spliced from 3 exons. Gene Ontology annotation, cellular component: endoplasmic reticulum membrane. The record is from RefSeq and is a predicted model, not a curated record. The coding region runs from base 93 to 818 and encodes 241 amino acids.
AUAAUCGAACUAAAUCUAAAUUAAUGUAAGUUCCAGUUCGUUCUUUAAUUGAACGUUUGUUAAAUUAUUUGUAUUGGACUAAGCAAAACAAAAUGCCUCCAAAUGGCCAUAAAUACAGCAUUUUGUUGCCCACAUAUAACGAAAAAGACAAUUUACCAAUUAUCAUAUGGUUAAUUGUAAAAUAUAUGAAAGCUAGCGGCUACGACUAUGAGGUAAUUGUGAUCGACGAUGGCAGUCCGGAUGGCACAUUGGAUGUGGCCAAGGAUCUGCAGAAGAUUUAUGGCGAAGAUACAAUUGUGUUACGGCCACGCGCUGGCAAGCUGGGCCUAGGCACCGCCUACAUUCACGGAAUAAAGCAUGCAACCGGCGACUUUAUUAUUAUAUUGGAUGCCGAUUUGAGUCAUCAUCCCAAGUUUAUACCCGAGUUCAUAAAGUUACAGGAAUCGGGUGACUACGACAUUGUCUCCGGCACUCGUUAUGCUGGCAAUGGCGGCGUUUACGGCUGGGACUUCAAGCGCAAGCUCAUCUCGCGUGGUGCCAACUAUCUGUCUCAGGUGCUGCUCCGACCCAAUGCCAGCGAUUUGACGGGCUCAUUUAGGCUGUACAAGAAGCCGGUGCUCGAAAAGUGCAUUUCCAGCUGCGUCUCUAAGGGCUACGUCUUCCAAAUGGAAAUGUUGGUGCGUGCUCGUCAGCAUAAUUUCACCAUAGCCGAGGUGCCCAUCACUUUUGUGGAUCGCAUCUAUGGCACCUCCAAGCUGGGCGGCACUGAGAUCAUUCAAUUCGCUAAGAAUUUGCUCUAUCUUUUUGCCACCACCUAAGACAGAGAGAGAGAGAGAGAGAGACGACAGAAUUGAUCGGAGAACCAUAAGAAUUAACAACAAUAAAGCUAGAUGACUUAAUGAAUCUUUAA